Sclerotinia sclerotiorum 1980 UF-70 is the source of this 621-nucleotide messenger RNA. RefSeq lists its product with no specific name. The record is from RefSeq and is a predicted model, not a curated record. NCBI's taxonomy places the organism in Eukaryota, Fungi, Ascomycota, Leotiomycetes, Helotiales, Sclerotiniaceae. Bases 1 to 621 code for a protein of 206 amino acids. The transcript is spliced from 4 exons.
AUGGAUACCUUUGAAGAUAUGGCAAACUUGGCAGAGGGUUUUCAAGUCAAAACCACGAUCAAAUCCACAGGCGAACCUAGACAUUUUGGUGAAAAAUAUGGACCACAUUGGGAAAAGAAGACCAAGCAAUUGCCAACUUCAAACGCCUUUGCGAGGAAGACUCUUCGCUUCCCUUGCCACCAUCUUCCACCCUUCGCUUGUCAAGAGAGUUCAAACCACACCACAAUCACUUCUUGCAAGUUUGACAAUCAUUAUUUUGAGAAAAAUGGCGCGAUGAAGGCCAUGAUUUUCAUUGGUUUCAUUUAUCAGGACCUCGACGAGUUCAUUAUUCAAGACUCUGACUGCAAGUUUCCCCACAAGCUUGAUCUGCCAGAGAAUCGAGAGUUGUGGACAAAAUGGAUUCUUUGGAUAUUCAAAGUUCAGAGCGCCCACGAAGAAUACGCAUUCAUGAGAGCAGGCUCUGCAUUCAAAGUUUCCAAAGUUGUAAUCCGUCCUGGUGUCAAAAUUGCAAGACCAUUUGAGGACUGCAGUGAAGGUCAGAAGUACGCCCAGAGUAUGGUUCGGGCGGUCAAAAAAAGCAAGCACUACAUUAAGUACAUCUAUAUUGACCCCCCGCAAUAG